Messenger RNA from Nothoprocta perdicaria, 1752 nucleotides. It is a transcript of the gene TRMU, whose product is annotated as tRNA 5-methylaminomethyl-2-thiouridylate methyltransferase. Gene Ontology annotation, cellular component: mitochondrion. The record is from RefSeq and is a predicted model, not a curated record. Gene Ontology annotation, biological process: tRNA wobble position uridine thiolation. The transcript is spliced from 10 exons. Gene Ontology annotation, molecular function: sulfurtransferase activity. The coding region runs from base 163 to 1305 and encodes 380 amino acids. NCBI's taxonomy places the organism in Eukaryota, Metazoa, Chordata, Aves, Tinamiformes, Tinamidae.
AAAYGCCCCAAAUACACCUCACUAACCGAGAAAUCCCAACAUGUUGCUCCAGAAGGAAUUUCUAACCCCUCAAGAUCUUGAAAAUACAGAAUUUAGGUCCAGGCUGUAAUAAUUUCAGUCCGUUUCCAUUGUCCCCCAGGCUACCAGGUGACCGGCGUCUUCAUGAAGAACUGGGACCCCCUGGACGAGCAGGGCGCUUGCGCCAUCGACCGCGAUUGCGACGAUGCCUACCGCGUGUGCCAGCAGCUGGACAUUCCUUUCCAUCAGGUGUCCUACGUGAAGGAAUACUGGAACGAAGUGUUCAGUGACCUCUUAAAAGAAUAUGAAUUGGGAAGGACUCCUAAUCCUGAUAUUGUGUGUAACAAGCACAUCAAAUUCAACUACUUUCUUCACUACGCCAUGGAUAACCUUGGAGCAGAUGCAAUUGCUACUGGGCAUUACGCUAGAACCUCACUAGAGGAGGAGGAAGUUUUUCAACAGAAACACAUUAAAAGGCCACAGGGGCUUUUCAGAAACCGUUUUGAAGUUAGAAACACUGUAAAACUCCUUCAAGGAGCUGACCUCUUUAAAGACCAGACCUUCUUCCUAAGUCAGAUCUCACAGGAUGCUUUGAGGAAAACCAUUUUUCCUUUAGGGGAUUUAACAAAAAGCUUUGUAAAGAAGAUAGCGGCGGAACAUGGGCUUCAUCAUGUGCUAAAGAAAAAAGAGAGUACUGGAAUCUGUUUCAUUGGCGAAAGAAAUAUUGAAAAAUUCCUUCUUGAGUACUUAGAACCUCAGCCAGGUAAUUUUGUUUCUAUUGAAGAUAAGAAGGUGAUGGGAACACACAAUGGUUGGUUCCUGUACACAAUAGGCCAGAGGGCCAGACUAGCAGGCCUGAAGGAUGCUUGGUUCGUUGUAGAUAAAGAUGUUAGCACUGGAGAUAUCUUUGUGGCACCAUCCACAGAUCACCCUGCGCUCUACAGGGACCUGCUGCGGACAAACCGAGUGCACUGGAUAGCGGAGGAGCCUCCUGCGGAGCUCGUUAGGGAUAAAAUGAUGGAAUGUCAUUUCAGAUGUCGGCACCAGAUGGCACUGGUGCCUUGUGUGCUGACUCUAAACCAAGAUGGGAGCGUGUGGGUCACUCUAGUGAAGCCAGAAAGAGCCCUCACACCAGGGCAGUUUGCCGUGUUCUACAAGGGCGACGAGUGCCUGGGCAGUGGGAAGAUCCUCAGGCUGGGCCCGUCCGUGUUCACCUGGACACAGGGCAAGAAACGAGAGGAGGCCGCCAAGAAGGAAGAGCUGGACAAGACAGAGCCAGCAAGGUAGCAUGUGGGUUUGUUUCCUCAUGGACUUUGGAGGAUUUGUUGCCUGAGAAUAAUAAAAGCAAGAGCAAACAGCUUCCUUGUUGAGCUCUAAUAUUGAAAAAGGUCAGUUGAGUCUCCAGUUCCUCCUCUUGCCUGUUGGCACAAAACAGGUUUGAAAUGAAAAACAGUUUGGUGUAACCUCACUGAAGUGGAUGGUGAUAGUAGGAUUAGUAAGUGCCAAGGGGGUGCCUUAAACUAGCUCUGUAAUGAUAGUCAUCCAUACWAGAGUUUUAGCUUAACACAAUCAUGUCUGAGAACAUAAACCUCUGAGGUAUAAGUGAAAUAACAGUUUUUCAUACUUGAAGAUGCUGGUCUGUAAGUAUAAGGGUUGUUUAUAGUAAACAUGUUCAUUGAACUCUGGAGAGGAAUGAGUGAUAUCCAGUUCAUUUUGCAUGAACGCUAAGCAACA